UUUUAGGCACGUGUUUAAAUACCUACUUUUCGUCGCGGGCUAUACCAGACGAUUAUGGGCAAUGUAGUACAUGCUGCCACUUCUAAGGGCGAUGCGUUUGUUGACCCCGAAGCAUCAAAAUCCCAAGACACGGUAUCAAAUGAAGGUCCUGGAACUGUUGAGAAUAUUCAUAAUAAAGCCCACGAUAUCUUCCCUGUGCCAUUUGAUGGUGCCAGACUGUCUGUUAACAAGGGAUUAUCUCCUAACUUCCAAGUUAACCAUUCCCUAUCUCUAAAUUCCGAUGACCAAGCGGGCUACCGCUUUGGUGUUACAUAUGUUGGACAUAACAAAGUUUCUGAUACUGAAAUGUACCCGGUAUUAAUGAGUGAACUUCAGCCUAAUGGAAAUAUGCAAGCCCAGAUAAUCCACAGGAUGUUUCCGUCUGUUUAUGUACGUUACAUCGCCCAACUUCAGCGUCAUCGUUUUGGAGGUCAGCAGGGUUGUAUUGAAUAUCGUAAACCUAAACUUCAAGCAUCUUUAACAGUUAUUAAUCCUGAUAUCAUUCGGGGCCAGGGCAUGGCUGCUAUUGAUGUAAUGCGCCAGAUAACAAAACGAUUAGCACUUGGAAGUGCAUUCUUCUACCAAUGUUCUUCUCAGUUACCCACAGGACAGGAUGGUGUUUGGAGUUUUGGGGCGAAAUACACUUCUUCUUACUGGCAAGCUGCAGCGACUAUCCGACCUUGGCAAAAUUCACUUCACAGCAGUUUUCAUGUUCAAGUAAACGAUAGUCUUCAGUUGGCAGCAGAAUUCGAAUCCAGUUAUCCACAACAGUCGAACACUACAACUCUAGGUUACAAAUAUGAUAUCCCCAAAGCAAAUGUCACUUUCAAAGCUCAGAUGGACUCUAACUGGAAUGUAGCUUCUUCUUUAGAGAAGAAAUUAACACCAUUUCCUUUCACACUAACUUUGUGUGCAAUGGGUAAUCAAGUAAAAGCCAAAUACUCUUUCGGUAUUGGACUUAUGGUUGGCUAGGCAUUUUUACGCUUUUACUUUUACGCUGUGCAUACUUUUGAUUUUUCCAUUUUGUAUGCAUUCUGUAGUCAUUAGGUAAUUUUAAAGUCUUCGUGACUUCCAAUCGUUUUUGUAAAUAGUCGCCCAUUUAUUGAGAUAUGUUAUCAUUUACUUGAUGAUAUAAGCUGAAAUUUUGCACGUAUUUUUCGAGUGAUAGUGAAACGUCUUUUUGUUCUGAUUUAUUAUAUGCCAUCAAGAUUGAUCCUAUGAAAAUGAUAAUUGUUUCUCUGCUCUUAGAUGUCCACACUUAAGUCUUACCUAGUUGUAAUAGAUUAC
Trichobilharzia regenti is the source of this 1326-nucleotide messenger RNA. The record is from the annotation of a GenBank genome assembly. NCBI's taxonomy places the organism in Eukaryota, Metazoa, Platyhelminthes, Trematoda, Strigeidida, Schistosomatidae.